Molecule: messenger RNA, 1143 nt
Organism: Fulvia fulva
Lineage: Eukaryota; Fungi; Ascomycota; Dothideomycetes; Mycosphaerellales; Mycosphaerellaceae
Product: Actin-like protein
Exons: 3
Coding region: 1-1143 (380 amino acids)
Source: RefSeq, a predicted model, not a curated record
AUGGGCGACCUACACAACACGCCCAUAGUCAUCGACAAUGGCAGCGGGACCAUAAGAGCGGGUUAUGCUGGUGAAGACGCGCCUCGCUGCUUUUUCCCUUCGUACGUCGGACGACCGAAACACCUUCGAGUCCUUGCGGGCGGACUCGAAGGCGACCUCUUCAUCGGCAACAGAGCACAAGAACUACGCGGUCUCCUGAAGAUCAGAUAUCCCCUCGAGCAUGGCAUCGUCACCGACUGGGAUGAUAUGGAGAAGAUAUGGCAGCACAUAUACACGGAUGAGCUCAAAACACUGAGUGAAGAGCACCCGGUACUGUUGACUGAGGCACCCCUAAAUCCACGAGCGAACCGCGACACCGCUGCCCAGAUCCUUUUCGAGACAUUCAACGUACCGGCACUUUACACAUCAAUUCAGGCUGUUCUGUCCUUGUAUGCUUCUGGGCGAACGACAGGCAUUGUGCUCGAUGCUGGAGAUGGUGUUUCGCACGCUGUCCCAGUAUACGAGGGCUUCGCUAUCUCCAACAGCAUUCGCAGAAUCGAUGUGGCCGGACGAGACGUGACCGAAGAGCUGCAAAAGCAACUGCGGAAAGGAGGGAGUGUGUUCCACACCAGUGCAGAGAAGGAAAUUGUCAAGAACAUCAAGGAGAAGUGCUCAUACGUUGCACUCGAUCCUAAAAAGGAAGAGAAGGAAUGGCACACCGCAAGCAGUAGAGGCGGGGAGAGUAAAGUGGUGGACUACGUCCUUCCUGAUGGCAAGAAGCUUAAGAUCGGGGCUGAGCGAUUCCGAGCACCUGAGAUACUCUUCGAGCCGGAAUUGAUCGGACAAGAAUGGCCUGGUCUCCAUCAGAUUGUGGUGGACUCCAUCAACAGGACGGACAUGGACCUUCGCAAAGCGCUGUUUGGUAACAUUGUACUGUCUGGAGGAUCCACCAUGAUCAAGGGCUUUGGUGACAGACUGCUGCACGAGGUCCAACGACUGGCGGUCAAGGACAUGCGCAUCAAGAUCUUCGCACCUCCCGAGCGACUAUACAGCACCUGGAUCGGAGGCAGCAUCUUGGCCGGAUUGAGCACGUUCAGGAAGAUGUACGUGACGAUCGAUGAUUGGCAUGAGAAUCCCGACAUCGUCCACCAAAAGUUCGCGUAA